Molecule: messenger RNA, 14211 nt
Organism: Caretta caretta (loggerhead turtle)
Lineage: Eukaryota; Metazoa; Chordata; Testudines; Cheloniidae
Source: RefSeq, a predicted model, not a curated record
GGAAGCCGGGCCCCCGGCCCGCCCCAGCCAACGCCUCCUCGGUCCCCAGCCCGCUCUUCUUCCGGACCAUGACGCAGAACCUCACGGCCAAGCUGUCCCGGUACAACGGGACCCUGCUUCAGCGCCUGGAGAGCUACCUCCGUGCCACACGCUACCCGCUCCGCGGCAACCAAACCAUCGCCACCGUGGCCAAGGCCAUCUACCGCUACCUGGUGCAGAGGAAGUCCCUGGAGGAACAGGAGAUGGUCUACGUGGGGCUGGGCCAGCAUUCGAAGGAGCUCGGGGCCAUGGCACCCCCGCAAGGGCACCCCAUGGAGCAGCCCACGGGGCCCCCCGGCCGCUUCCAGAUAGCCGGGGAGGUGGGCAGCAUCUUCUCGGCGGGCUCCCCCGGCUCGGACGCGGGGCCCAGGGGCCACACCAAGCCGGCGGUGGUGGCCCGCUCCCCCGGCACCAUUGUGGUCUCGCUGGAGGGCAUGCGUGGCCACGCGGAGCGCGUGGUGGUCCGCCACUGGCGGGCGGGCGACGGCGGAGGAGCGGGGGAGCUGGCGGUUCCCGGCGACGCCGCGGCGGUUCACCUCCAGGGCCUGGCGCCCGGCACCACCUACCAGGUGGAGAUCCACGGCCUGGUCCAGGGGCGGCUGUCCAAGUCCUAUUCCUUUGUCGCCUCCACAGCUCCAGAGGCAUCCGGCACCGAGCAGCCCCCAGAGACCUCCAUGCCCAGCCUCUCCCGCCCUGGGCCACCCCCAGGGGACCUGGCCGUGACAGACGUCUCCCCCGACCGGUUCCGCGUCACCUGGACGGCCACGACUGGCCCCUUCCAGCACUUCCUGCUGCGGUACCGGGAGCCCGGCUCCGUGGUGCCCCCCGGGCAGACCCAGGUGCCUGGGGGGAAGAGGAGUGUGAUCGUCACCCAGCUGAGCCCCGGCACCGAGUACGAGGUGGAGCUGCGGGGGGUGGCACCUGACGGGACCAUCUCAGAGCCCAUCACCACCAGCGUGUGGACAGCACGCCUUGGCGGGGGCCCCGGGCCAAACGAGCUGGGGGUCCUGGGGGUCAGGAACGUGACCAGCGAUGGGUUUGGGCUGCAGUGGAGGGCGCGGAAGGGCCUGUUCCAGUCCUUCCUGCUGCGCUACGAAGAUGCGGCCGGGCGCACGGGGCCCCAGGAGGCCGAGGUGCCGGGGGACCAGCGAGCGACCCGCGUCGGGGGGCUGCAGCCUGGCGCCGAGUACAACGUCACACUGUAUGGGGUGCACCGCGGCCAGCUCUCACCCCCGCUCCGAGCCAGAGUCCGGACAGCACCAGCAGAUCCCGCCCCCCAGCCCAGCCUGGGGGAGCUCUCGGCCUCCGACGUCACCCACGACUCCGCCCUGCUCUCCUGGACUGUCCAGGCCGGGACCUUCGACUCCUUCCUCCUCCAGUACAAGGACGCGGAGGGAAAACCCCAGGCGCUGCCCGUGGACGGGGGAUCCCGCACGGUCACCAUCACCAAGCUGGCCCCUUCCCGCAGAUACAAGUUCAACCUCUACGGCAUCUCCGGCCGCAAGCGCCUUGGUCCCAUGUCCACCGACACCGUCACAGCCGCGGUGCCACGGGAGGAGGAACCCGCCCCCCAGCCCAGCCUGGGGGAGCUCUCGGCCUCCGACAUCACCCACGACUCCGCCCUGCUCUCCUGGACCGUCCAGUCCGGGGACUUCGACUCCUUCCUCCUCCAGUACAAGGAUGCGGAGGGCAACCCCCAGGCGCUGCCCGUGGAUGGGGGAUCUCGCACCGUCACCGUCGCCAACCUGGCCCCCUCCCGCCGAUACAAGUUCAACCUCUACGGCAUCUCCGGCCGCAAGCGCCUCGGCCCCGUCUUCACCGACGCCGUCACAGCCGCGGUGCCACGGGAGGAGGAACCCGCCCCCCAGCCCAGCCUGGGGGAGCUCUCGGCCUCCGACGUCACCCACGACUCCGUCCUGCUCUCCUGGACCGUCCAGUCUGGGGACUUCGACUCCUUCCUCCUCCAGUACAAGGAUGCGGAGGGCAACCCCCAGGCACUGCCCGUGGAUGGGGGAUCUCGCACCGUCACCGUCGCCAACCUGGCCCCCUCCCGCCGAUACAAGUUCAACCUCUACGGCAUCUCCGGCCGCAAGCGCCUCGGCCCCAUCUUCACCGACGCCGUCACAGCUGCUGAGCCGCGGGAGGAGGAACCCGCCUCCGAGCCAAGCCUGGGGGAGCUCUCGGCCUCCAACAUCACCCAUGACUCCAUCCCGCUCUCCUGGACCGUCCAGUCCGGGGACUUCGACUCCUUCCUCCUCCAGUACAAGGAUGCAGAGGGCAAACCCCAGGCGCUGCCCGUGGAUGGGGGAUCUCGCACCGUCACCAUCACCAACCUGGCCCCCUCCCACCGAUACAAGUUCAAACUCUACGGCAUCUCUGGCCGCAAGCGCCUCGGCCCCGUCUCCACCGACGCCGUCACAGCCGUGGCACCGCGAGAGGAGGAACCCGCCCCCCAACCCAGCCUGGGGGAGCUCUCGGCCUCCGACAUCACCCACGACUCCGCCCUGCUCUCCUGGACCGUCCAGGCCGGGGACUUCGACUCCUUCCUCCUCCAGUACAAGGAUGCGGAGGGCAACCCCCAGGCGCUGCCCAUGGAUGGGGGAUCUCGCACGGUCACCGUCACCAACCUGGCCCCCUCCCGCCGAUACAAGUUCAACCUCUACGGCAUCUCUGGCCGCAAGCGCCUAGGCCCCGUCUCCACCGAUGCCGUCACAGCCGCGGCGCCGCGGAAGAAGGAACCCGCCUCCCAGCCCAGCCUGGGGAAGCUCUCAGCCUCCGAUGUCACCCACGACUCCAUCCUGCUCUCCUGGACCGUCCAGGCCGGGGACUUUGACUCCUUCCUCCUCCAGUACAAGGACGCGGAGGGCAAACCCCAGGCACUGCCCGUGGACGGGGGAUCCCGCUCGGUCACCGUCGCCAACCUGGCCCCCUCCCGCCGAUACAAGUUCAACCUCUACGGCAUCUCUGGCCGCAAGCGCCUUGGCCCCGUCUCCACCGACGCCGUCACAGCCACGGCGCCGCGGGAGGAGGAACCUGCCCCCCAGCCCAGCCUGGGGGAGCUCUCGGCCUCCGAUGUCACCCACGACUCCGCCCUGCUCUCCUGGACCGUCCAGGCCGGCGACUUCGACUCCUUCCUCCUCCACUACAAGGACGCGGAGGGCAAACCCCAGGUACUGACUGUGGAUGGCGGAUCUCGCACGGUCACCGUCGCCAACCUGGCCCCCUCCCGCCGAUACAAGUUCAACCUCUACGGCGUCUCCGGCCGCAAGCGCCUCGGCCCCGUCUCCACCGACGCCGUCACAGCCACGGCGCCGCGGGAGAAGGAACCCGCCCCCCAGCCCAGCCUGGGGGAGCUCUCGGCCUCCGACGUCACCCACGACUCCGCCCUGCUCUCCUGGACCGUCCAGGCCGGGGACUUUGACUCCUUCCUCCUCCAGUACAAGGACACGGAGGGUAAACCCCAGGUGCUGCCCGUGGACGGGGGAUCCCGCACGGUCACCGUCGCCAACCUGGCCCCCUCCCGCCGAUACAAGUUCAACCUCUACGGCAUCUCCGGCCGCAAGCGCCUCGGCCCCGUCUCCACCGACGCCGUCACAGCCGCAGCACCACGGAAGGAGGAACCCGCCACCCAGCCCAGCCUGGGGGAGCUCUCGGCCUCCGACGUCACCCACGACUCCAUCCUGCUCUCCUGGACCAUCCAGGCUGGGGACUUCGACUCCUUCCUCCUCCAGUACAAGGACGCGGAGGGCAACCCCCAGGCGCUGCCCGUGGACGGGGGAUCCCGCACGGUCACCGUCGCCAACCUGGCCCCCUCCCGCCGAUACAAGUUCAACCUCUACGGCAUCUCCGGCCGCAAGCGCCUCGGCCCCGUCUCCACCGACGCCGUCACAGCCGCGGCACCGCGGGAGGAGGAACCUGCCCCCCAGCCCAGCCUGGGGGAGCUCUCAGCCUCUGACGUCACCCAUGACUCCGCCCUGCUCUCCUGGACCGUGGAGGAGGGGACCUUUGACUCCUUCCUCCUCCAGUACAAGGACGCGGAGGGCAACCCCCAGGCGCUGCCCGUGGACGGGGCAUCCCACACAAUCACUGUCGCUAACCUGACACCUUCCCGCCGAUACAAGUUCAACCUCUACGGCAUCUCUGGCCGCAAGCGCCUCGGCCCCGUCUCCACCGACGCCGUCACAGCCACGGCGCCGCGGGAGGAGGAACCCGCCCCCCAGCCCAGCCUGGGGGAGCUCUCGGCCUCCAAUGUCACCCACGACUCCGCCCUGCUCUCCUGGACUGUCCAAGCCGGGACCUUCGACUCCUUCCUCCUUCAGUACAAGGACGCGGAGGGCAAACCCCAGGCGCUGCCCGUGGAUGGGGAAUCCCGCACGGUCACCGUCUCCAACCUGGCCCCCUCCCGCCGAUACAAGUUCAACCUCUACGGCAUCUCCGGCCGCAAGCGCCUCGGCCCCAUCUCCACCGACACCGUCACAGCCACGGCGCCGCGGGAGGAGGAACCCACCCCCCAGCCCAGCCUGGGGGAGCUCUCGGCCUCCAACAUCACCCACGACUCCGCCCUGCUCUCCUGGACUGUCCAAGCCGGGACCUUCGACUCCUUCCUCCUCCAGUACAAGGACGCGGAGGGCAAACCCCAGGCGCUGCCCGUGGAUGGGGAAUCCCGCACGGUCACCGUCUCCAACCUGGCCCCCUCCCGCCGAUACAAGUUCAACCUCUACGGCAUCUCCGGCCGCAAGCGCCUCGGCCCCAUCUCCACCGACACCGUCACAGCCGCGGCACCGCGGGAGGAGGAACCUGCCCCCCAGCCCAGCCUGGGGGAGCUCUCAGCCUCUGACGUCACCCAUGACUCCGCCCUGCUCUCCUGGACCGUGGAGGAGGGGACCUUCGACUCCUUCCUCCUCCAGUACAAGGACGCGGAGGGCAACCCCCAGGCGCUGCCCGUGGGCGGGGCAUCCCGCACGAUCACUGCCGCUAACCUGACACCUUCCCGCCGAUACAAGUUCAACCUCUACGGCAUCUCUGGCCGCAAGCGCCUCGGCCCCGUCUCCACCGACGCCGUCACAGCCACGGCACCGCGGGAGGAGGAACCCGCCCCCCAGCCCAGCCUGGGGGAGCUCUGGGCCUCCAACGUCACCCACGACUCCGCCCUGCUCUCCUGGACCGUCCAAGCCGGGACCUUCGACUCCUUCCUCCUCCAGUACAAGGACACGGAGGGCAAACCCCAGGCGCUGCCCGUGGAUGGGGAAUCCCGCAUGGUCACCGUCUCCAACCUGGCCCCCUCCCGCAGAUACAAGUUCAACCUCUACGGCAUCUCUGGCCGCAAGCGCCUCGGCCCCAUCUCCACCGACGCCGUCACAGCGCUGCGGGAGAAGGAACCCGCCUCCGAGCCAAGCCUGGGGGAGCUCUCAGCCUCCGACGUCACCCACGACUCCGCCCUGCUCUCCUGGACCGUCCAGGCCGGGGACUUCGACUCCUUCCUCCUCCAGUACAAGGACGCGGAGGGUAAACCCCAGGCGCUGCCCGUGGACGGGGGAUCCCGCACGGUCACCGUCGCCAACCUGGCCCCCUCCCGCCGAUACAAGUUCAACCUCUACGGCAUCUCCGGCCGCAAGCGCCUGGGCCCCAUCUCCACCGAUGCCGUCACAGCCGUGACAGGGGAGGAGGAACCCGCCCCCCAGCCCAGCCUGGGGGAGCUCUCGGCCUCUGACGUCACCCACAACUCCAUCCUGCUCUCCUGGACCGUGGAGGAGGGGACCUUCGACUCCUUCCUCCUCCAGUACAAGGACGCGGAGGGCAAACCCCAGGCGCUGCCCGUGGACGGGGGAUCCCGCACGGUCACCGUCGCCAACCUGGCCCCCUCCCGCAGAUACAAGUUCAACCUCUACGGCAUCUCCGGCCGCAAGCGCCUCGGCCCCGUCUCCACCGACGCCGUCACAGCCGCAGCGCUGCGGGAGAAGGAUCCUGCCUCCGAGCCGAGCCUGGGGGAGCUCUCGGCCUCCAACGUCACCCACGACUCCGCCCUGCUCUCCUGGACUGUACAGUCCGGGGACUUUGACUCCUUCCUCCUCCAGUACAAGGACGCGGAGGGCAAACCCCAGGCGCUGCCUGUGGACGGGGGAUCCCGCACGGUCACCGUCGCCAACCUGGCCCCCUCCCGCCGAUACAAGUUCAACCUCUACGGCAUCUCCAGCCGCAAGCGCCUCGGCCCCGUCUCCACCGACGCCGUCACAGCCGCGGCGCCACGGGAGGAGGAACCCGCCCCCCAGCCCAGCCUGGGGGAGCUCUCGGCCUCCGACGUCACCCACGACUCCGCCCUGCUCUCCUGGACUGUACAGUCCGGGGACUUUGACUCCUUCCUCCUCCAGUACAAGGACGCGGAGGGCAAACCCCAGGCGCUGCCUGUGGACGGGGGAUCCCGCACGGUCACCGUCGCCAACCUGGCCCCCUCCCGCCGAUACAAGUUCAACCUCUACGGCAUCUCCAGCCGCAAGCGCCUCGGCCCCGUCUCCACCGACGCCGUCACAGCCGCGGCGCCACGGGAGGAGGAACCCGCCCCCCAGCCCAGCCUGGGGGAGCUCUCGGCCUCCGACGUCACCCACGACUCCGCCCUGCUCUCCUGGACUGUCCAGGCCAGGGAUUUCGACUCCUUCCUCCUCCAGUACAAGGACGCGGAGGGCAAACUCCAGGUGCUACCCGUGGAUGGGGGAUCCCGCACAGUCACCAUCACCAACCUGGCCCCCUCCCGCCGAUACAAGUUCAACCUCUACGGCAUCUCCGGCCAUAAGCGCCUCGGCCCCGUCUCCACCGACGCCGUCACAGCCAUGGCACCGCGGGAGGAGGGAGUCGGGACGCAGCUCCGCCUGGGGGAGCUCUCGGUGGCCAACGCAGCCCACAACUCUCUCGACCUUUCCUGGACCGUGGAGGUGGGGACCUUCGACUCCUUCAUCCUCCAGUACCGGGACGCAGAGGGCAACCCCCGGGCGCUGCCCGUGGACGGUGCCCUGCGCUCCCUCCACCUCCAUGACCUGGCCCCCUCCCGCAGAUACAAGUUCAACCUCUACGGCGUCUCCGGCCGCAAGCGCCUCGGCCCCGUCUCCACCGACGCCGUCACAGCCGCGGCACUGCAAGAGGAGGAACCCAGCCCCCAGCCCAGCCUGGGGGAGCUCUCGGCCUCCAACAUCACCCACAACUCUGCCCUGCUCUCCUGGACCGUCCAGGCCGGGACCUUCGACUCCUUCAUCCUCCAGUACAAGGACGCAGAGGGCAACCCCCAGGCGCUGCCCGUGGACGGGGGAUCCCGCACAGUCACCGUCGCCAACCUGGCCCCCUCCCGCCGAUACAAGUUCAACCUCUACGGUGUCUCCGAUCGCAAGCGCCUCGGCCCCGUCUCCACCGACGCCGUCACAGCCGCGGCGCCGCGGGUUGAGGAACCCGCCCCCCAGCCCAGCCUGGGGGAGCUCUCGGCCUCCGACGUCACCCACGACUCCGCCCUGCUCUCCUGGACCGUCCAGGCUGGGGACUUCGACUCCUUCCUCCUCCAGUACAAGGACGCGAAGGGCAAACCUCAGGCGCUGCCCGUGGAUGGGGGAUCUCGCACGGUCACCGUCGCCAACCUGGCCCCCUCCCGCCGAUACAAGUUCAACCUCUACGGCAUCUCCGGCCGCAAGCGCCUCGGCCCCGUCUCCACCGACGCCAUCACAGCCGCAGCACCGAGGGAGGAGGAACCCGCCCCCCAGCCCAGCCUGGGGGAGCUCUCGGCCUCUGACGUCACCCACGACUCCAUCCCGCUCUCCUGGACCGUGGAGGAGGGGACCUUCGACUCCUUCCUCCUCCAGUACAAGGACGCGGAGGGCAACCCCCAGGCGCUGCCCGUGGACGGGGGAUCCCGCACGGUCACCGUCGCCAACCUGGCCCCCUCCCGCCGUUACAAGUUCAACCUCUACGGCAUCUCCGGCCGCAAGCGCCUCGGCCCCGUCUCCACCGACGCCGUCACAGCUGCGGCAACGCGGGAGGAGGAACCGCCCCCCCAGCCCAGCCUGGGGGAGCUCUCGGCCUCCGAUGUCACCCACGACUCCAUCCUGAUCUCCUGGACUGUCCAGGCCGGCGACUUUGACUCCUUCCUCCUCCAGUACAAGGACACGGAGGGCAAACCCCAGGCGCUGCCCGUGGACGGGGGAUCCCGCACUGUCACGGUCACCAACCUGGCCCCCUCCCGAAGAUACAAGUUCAACCUCUACGGCAUCUCCGGCCGCAAGCGCCUCGGCCCCGUCUCCACCGACGCCGUCACAGCCGUGGCACCGCAGGAGGAGGAACCCGCCCCCCAGCCCAGCCUGGGGGAGCUCUCGGCCUCCGACAUCACCCAUGACUCCGCCCUGCUCUCCUGGACUGUCCAAGCUGGGACCUUCGACUCCUUCCUCCUCCAGUACAAGGACGCAGAGGGCAGACCCCAGGCGCUGCCCGUGAAUGGAGAAUCUCGCACGGUCACCAUCACCAACCUGGCCCCCUCCCGCCGAUACAAGUUCAACCUCUACGGCAUCUCCGGCCGCAAGCGCCUCGGCCCCGUCUCCACCGAUGCUGUCACAGCCGCGGCACCGCGGGAGGAGGAACCCGCCCCCCAGCCCAGCCUGGGGGAGCUCUCAGCCUCUGACGUCACCCACGACUCCAUCCCGCUCUCCUGGACCGUGGAGGAGGGGACCUUCGACUCCUUCCUCCUCCAGUACAAGGACGCGGAGGGCAAACCCCAGGCGCUGCCCGUGGACGGGGGAUCCCGCACGGUCACCGUCGCCAACCUGGCCCCCUCCCGCAGAUACAAGUUCAACCUCUACGGCAUCUCCGGCCACAAGCGCCUCGGCCCCAUCUCCACCGACGCCGUCACAGCUGCGGGGCCACGGGAGGAGGAACCCGCCCCCCAGCCCAGCCUGGGGGAGCUCUCGGCCUCUGACGUCACCCACGACUCCAUCCCGCUCUCCUGGACCGUGGAGGAGGGGACCUUCGACUCCUUCCUCCUCCAGUACAAGGACGCGGAGGGCAACCCCCAGGUGCUGCCCGUGGACGGGGGAUCCCGCACGGUCACCGUCGCCAACCUGGCCCCCUCCCGCCGAUACAAGUUCAACCUCUACGGCAUCUCCGGUCGCAAGCGCCUCGGCCCCGUCUCCACCGACGCCGUCACAGCACCACGGGAAGAGGAACCUGCCCCCCAGCCCAGCCUGGGGGAGCUCUCGGCCUCCGACGUCACCCACGACUCCGCCCUGAUCUCCUGGACCGUGGAGGAGGGGAUCUUCGACUCCUUCCUCCUCCAGUACAAGGACGCGGAGGGCAAACCCCAGGCGCUGCCCGUGGAUGGGGGAUCCCGCUCGGUCACCGUCACCAACCUGGCCCCCUCCCGCCGAUACAAGUUCAACCUCUACGGCAUCUCCGGCCGCAAGCGCCUCGGCCCCGUCUCCACCGACGCCAUCACAGCCGCGGCGCUGCGGGAGGAGGAACCUGCCCCCCAACCCAGCCUGGGGGAGCUCUCGGCCUCCGACGUCACCCAUGACUCCGCCCUGCUCUCCUGGACCGUGGAGGGGACCUUUGACUCUUUCCUCCUCCAGUACAAGGACGCGGAGGGCAAACCGCAGGUGCUGCCCACCGACGGGGCAUCCCACAGGGUCACCAUCACCAACCUGGCCCCCUCCCGCCGAUACAAGUUCAACCUCUACGGCAUCUCUGGCCGCAAGCGCCUCGGCCCCGUCUCCACCGACACCGUCACAGCCACGGCGCCGCGGGAGGAGGAACCCGCCCCCCAGCCCAGCCUGGGGGAGCUCUGGGCCUCCAACGUCACCCACGACUCCGCCCUGCUCUCCUGGACCGUCCAAGCCGGGACCUUCGACUCCUUCCUCCUCCAGUACAAGGACGCGGAGGGCAAACCCCAGGCACUGCCUGUGGACGGGGGAUCCCACACAGUCACCGUCGCCAACCUGGCCCCCUCCCGCCGAUACAAGUUCAACCUCUACGGCAUCUCCGGCCGCAAGCGCCUCGGCCCCAUCUCCACCGACGCCGUCACAGCCGCGGCGCCGCGGGAGGAGGAACCCGCCCCCCAGCCCAGCCUGGGGGAGCUCUCGGCCUCCGACGUCACCCACGACUCCGCCCUGCUCUCCUGGACCGUCCAAGCCGGGACCUUCGACUCCUUCCUCCUCCAGUACAAGGACGCGGAGGGCAAACCUCAGGCUCUGCCCGUGGCCGGGGGAUCCCGCACGGUCACCGUCGCCAACCUGGCCCCCUCCCGCCGAUACAAGUUCAACCUCUACGGCAUCUCCGGCCGCAAGCGCCUCGGCCCCGUCUCCACCGACGCCGUCACAGCCGUGGCGCCGCAGGAGAAGGAACCCGCCCCCCAGCCCAGCCUGGGGGAGCUCUCGGCCUCCGACGUCACCCACGACUCCGCCCUGCUCUCCUGGACCGUCCAGGCCGGGGACUUCGACUCCUUCCUCCUCCAGUACAAGGACGCGGAGGGCAACCCCCAGGCGCUGCCCGUGGAUGGGGGAUCCCGCACGGUCACCAUCGCCAACCUGGCCCCCUCCCGCCGAUACAAGUUCAACCUCUACGGCAUCUCCGGCCGCAAGCGCCUCGGCCCCGUCUCCACCGACGCCGUCACAGCCGCGGCACCGCGGGAGGAGGAACCCGCCCCCCAGCCCAGCCUGGGGGAGCUCUCGGCCUCCGACGUCACCCACGACUCCGCCCUGCUCUCCUGGACCGUCCAGGCCGGGGACUUCGACUCCUUCCUCCUCCAGUACAAGGACGCGGAGGGCAAACCCCAGGCGCUGCCCGUGGACGGGGGAUCCCGCACGGUCACCGUCGCCAACCUGGCCCCCUCCCGCAGAUACAAGUUCAACCUCUACGGCAUCUCCGGCCGCAAGCGCCUCGGCCCCGUCUCCACCGACGCCGUCACAGCGCCGCGGGAGGAGGGAGCCGGGAUACGGCUCCGCCUGGGGCAGCUCUCGGCCUCCGACAUCACCCAUGACUCCCUCGAUCUGUCCUGGACUGUGAAGGAAGGGACCUUCGACUCCUUCAUCCUCCAGUACAGGGACGCGGACGGCAACCCCCAGGCGCUGCCCGUGGACGGGGGAUCCCGCACGGUCACCGUCGCCAACCUGGCCCCCUCCCGAAGAUACAAGUUCAACCUCUACGGCAUCUCCGGCCGCAAGCGCCUCGGCCCCGUCUCCACCGACGCCGUCACAGGCCGGCAGGAGGAGGAAGACGAGGAGGAGGAGGAGGAAGGUGCCUCGCAGCCCAAGCUGGGGGAGCUCUCGACCUCCGAGGUCACCAAAGACUCCGUCCGCCUCUCCUGGACCGUCCAGGCCGGGGCCUUCGACUCCUUCCUCCUCCAGUACAAGGACGCGGAGGGCAAACCCCAGGCACUGCCCGCGGAUGGGGCAUCCCGCACGCUCGUCGUGUCCGACCUGCUCCCCUCCCGCAAGUACAAGUUCAACCUCUACGGCGUCUCCGGCCCUAAGCGCCUCGGGCCCGUCUCCACCGACGCCGUCACAGCCUUCCCGGAAGCCUCCAGCGUGACGCCCGCCCGGCUGGACCAGCUGCUCAUCUCCGAGGUGACCCCGACCUCACUGCGGCUGAGCUGGGACGCGCCCGAGGGCAACUUCGACACCUUCCUCAUCCGGUACCGGGACGCGGGCCGGGGGCCCGGGCUGGGGCCGGCGCCCGCCCAGGAGGUGCCGGUGCCGGCCCAGCGCUCGGCCGUGCUGCGGGGGCUGCGGCCCAGCACCGAAUACGGCCUGGCAGUGUACGGCCUGCGGCAGGGCGAGGAGACAGCCAAUGUCCACGGGGCCGCACAGACCAGCAGCCUCGAGCUGGAGAGCCCCCGGGACCUGCGCUUCAGCGACAUCCGUGAGACCUCGGUGGGGGUGACCUGGGGGGCCCCGUCCACCCAUGUCGACCGCUACAAGGUGUCCUUCCAGCUGAGCAAAGGGGGGGAGCCGCAGAGCGUGAUGGUCGCGGGCACCCGGCUGCAGACAACGCUCGAGGGGCUGAUCCCCGGGGCCAGCUAUGAGGUCAGCGUCAUGGCCGUCCGGGGCUUCGAGGAGAGCGAGCCACUGGUGGGCUACGUCACCACAGUCCCCGACGGCCCCUCGGACCUGCGUGCCGUUAACGUCACCGAGGCCUCGGCCCUGCUGCGCUGGAACCCGCCCCGGGCCCCCGCCCAGAGCUACGAGCUGAGCUACGGGCCCCCCGAAGGCCCCGCGGUGACGGUGCGGCUCCCCGGGGCCCGGGCCGAGCACCCCCUGACCGGGCUGCGGCUGGACACCGAGUAUCUGGUCAGCGUCCACGGGGUGACGGGGGGCAACCGCAGCUCCCCCGCCCACGCCACCUUCACCACCGGGCUGGAUGCCCCCCGGGACCUGCAAGCCACUGACGUGACCCCCCGCAGCGCCCGGCUCUCCUGGACGCCCCCACGCGUCCCCCCCGCCGGCUACCUGCUCAGCUACGAGACACCCUCUGGCCAAACGCAGGAGAUUCCCCUGGGCUCAGACGCGGCCUCCUACCAGCUGAGCAACCUGAGCCCGUCCAGCCGCUACCAGGUCCGGGUGCAGGCGAUCCGGGGGGGCCUCCCCAGCACCCCCAUCGCCACCUCCUUUAACACCGUCUGGCUGACCUACCCCUUCCCCCGGGACUGCGUGGAGGAGCAGCUGAACGGGCCGGGCCCCUCCCGCGAGGUGACCAUCUACCUGGGGGGCGACCGGCAGCGCCCCCUGCAGGUCUACUGCGACAUGGAGACCGACGGGGGCGGCUGGCUGGUGUUCCAGCGCCGCAUGGACGGCGAGACGGAUUUCUGGCGCGACUGGCAGGCCUACGCCCAGGGCUUCGGGAACCGGUCCCGCGAGUUCUGGCUGGGUAACGACGCCCUGCACCAGCUGACGGCGGCCGGGGAGCAGGAGCUGCGGGUGGAUCUUCGGGCCGGCGCCGAGGCCGCCUACGCCCGGUACCAGCGGUUCCGGGUCGACCCCCCCAGCGAGCAUUACCGCCUCCACCUGGACGGCUACCGCGGCACGGCCGGCGAUGCGCUGAGCUACCACUCGGGCAGCGUCUUCUCGACCCGGGACCGGGACCCCAGCCGGCUGCUGACGCCCUGCGCGGUGUCCUACCGGGGGGCCUGGUGGUACCGGAACUGCCACUAUGCCAACCUCAACGGGCUCUACGGCAGCGGCCGGGACCACCAGGGCGUGAACUGGUUUAACUGGAAAGGCUUCGAGUUCUCCAUCCCCUUCACCGAGAUGAAGCUGCGGCCACGGCGGGGCUGAGCUGGACGGACGGACAGACGGACGCGGGAGGGAGGGAGAGCGAGCGAGCGAGCGAGACCGCAGCACUGCCGGACGCCACCAGGGGAAGUCGGGGCAUCACGAGGAGACCCCCCCCGGGGCCCUUCCACCCCCCCAUGAGACUCCCCUCCCCCACAGAGCCCCAAUGCUUAAUUCCCUCCCCUCACCUAGCCCCUCCCACACACCCCUGGGGGGGUCCCUGCUCCCCACAGUGAAGGGGGGGGUCUGUGCAGCAGGCCCAGCCCAAAGGGGGCACCCCAAUCCAGCCUGGUGGGGGAGCGGGGCAGAUGGAAUCCAGGAGUCCUGACCCCCAGCUCCUCUGGGGCUCCCAUCACCUCCCCACUCAGAAGCGGGGGCCUGUGGGGAGACAGGGGAGCGAGCGGUGACCCCAUGGGUGGUGGAGCGACGGAGACGGAUGGACCCAAAGCACCUUUAUUCUGACUGAAACGGCCCAGACGGGCGAGGACCUUGGGGAGGGCAGAGUUAAGGGGGUUUGCGGGGAAACUGGGGGGGCAGAGUUAAGGGGGGUUGCAGGGGGCUGUACAGAGUCUAUUGAGUGAUAUAGUUUAUAUAUUAAAAACACAGCUGAAAUUGUUACAAAACCCCCCCGUGAGUGAGAAACUGUUGGGGCCAGGGACAGGUGUGGGGUGGAGGCUCCCCAUGAGCUGGAGGGAUGCGGGGGGGGGAUAUAAGGGGCUUGGGGAGGGGUCCCUGGGGCACAGAGUACAAUGCGGGGUUGGGGCUCACUGCAGUGGUGGGUCAGUGAGGGGUUCAGGACGGCAAGAGGGUCACCUGGGGUCACUGGCGGGAUGGGGGUUGGGGCCGUGGGGAGGUGACUGGGAGUCCCGGGGGUUCAGGAAGA